This is a messenger RNA of Stylophora pistillata, 7642 nucleotides long. RefSeq lists its product as uncharacterized. Lineage: Eukaryota; Metazoa; Cnidaria; Anthozoa; Scleractinia; Pocilloporidae. Gene Ontology annotation, biological process: axon guidance; Notch signaling pathway. The record is from RefSeq and is a predicted model, not a curated record. Gene Ontology annotation, cellular component: cell surface; signaling receptor complex; plasma membrane. Gene Ontology annotation, molecular function: calcium ion binding.
CGUCUGACACUUCUCGUGUCGUUGCUGAAGUGGCAGUCGAUCCUGAGAUGGAUUUUAGAAUUAUCAAAUGGGUGAUAACUCUCUUGGUAUCAUCAACGACAUACAAACAAACCAACGGACAUGACUACUGCCAUAGCUAUCACGUGAUUAAUGACAGGACGAGGGCUGCUAGUCUCCCAAGGGGCAACGUCCUUAGAUGCGAUCAGCGGGAUAUUCCAACCUCCAGAUGGUACCGUUUCACUGGAGCGGCUGGCACGCAGAUGCCAACUAAGUGUGUGCCCACUAACCGUUGCGGAACCCACGCGCCUGGCUGGCUCAGUACAGCGCAUCCAACUAGAACUGGACAAAUCAUCAACGGCAAAGCUUGCUUUCACUGGUCCGGAAACUGCUGCCGGUGGUCGUCAAAUAUUAUGAUCAAGAGAUGCAAUGGCUUUUACAUUUACAAGCUUGGUAAAACACCAUGUUGUUACCUUCGUUUUUGUGGGAAUGGAGGCUUUGGGGACGAUGGCUGCACUGACUAUUUACAGUUAAACGAUAGAACCAGAGCUGCCAGCGUUCCACGGGGAAAUAUCCUUAAAUGUGACAAAUAUGACAUGCCUGGGGAAGCAAAGUGGUACAGGUUCACUGGGGCAUCAGGAAGUAUGAUGGCCACCUCCUGUGUUCCUAAGCAUUACUGUGGAACGCAUGCUCCGGGUUGGUUGAGUGGAGCCCACCCAACAAGUGUGGGGCAAACUGUCAACGCCAAAGUCUGUUUUCACUGGGGAGGAAGCUGCUGCAACUGGAAUACCAAUAUUCAGAUAAAAAAAUGUCAUGGGUUUUACGUUUACAAACUUCACAAGACCCCUGUUUGUUGGCUUCGCUACUGCGGAAACGCAGGAUUCGAUGUGUGCAAGGUAAGCAAUCCGUGCAAGAAUAGUGCCACGUGUGUUCCCAAAAAUGGUGGCUACACAUGCAACUGCAAGCCAGGGUAUCAUGGUGUCAACUGCGAGCACGAUGUAAAUGAAUGCAACACUAGACCCUGCCGUAACGGUGGAACUUGUGAGAACCUACCAGGAAGUUACAGAUGCAAAUGCAAACCAGGAUUUCUCGGGAAACACUGCGAGAUCGCGCACGAUGAAUGCAAGCAUUACCAAGUUCUCAGUGACAGGGAGCGAGCUGCAGGAGUUCACAGGGGAAACACCCUUAAGUGUGACCAAAGGGACCUUGUAACUCCCAAAUGGUACAGGUUUACCGGAGCAGCUGGUACCCAGAUGCCCACGUCAUGUGUUCCUAAACAUUACUGCGGAACCCAUGCACCGGGCUGGCUAACUGGCUCACACCCGACAAGAGUUGGCGAAGUUGUAAACCGCAAAGUGUGUUUCCAUUGGGGUUCUAAUUGUUGCAGUUGGAGUGCAAGCGUUCAGAUAAAGAGAUGCAACGGGUUUUACGUGUACAAGUUGGUACGGACUCCUGUAUGUUGGCUGCGGUAUUGUGGAAAUGCGGGCUUCAAUCCUUGUAGAACCAGCAGGCCGUGUCAAAAUGGGGGCACAUGUGUUAACCAGAAUGGUGGUUAUAAAUGCAACUGCAAGCCUGGGUACCAAGGGAUAAACUGCCAGCAAGAUGUCAAUGAGUGUCUUACGAGGCCUUGCCGUAAUAGCGGGACUUGCGAGAACUUAUCAGGAAGCUACAGAUGCAAGUGUAAACCAGGAUAUCUUGGAAAACACUGCGAGAUCGUAUUUGAUGAAUGCAAACACUACGAGGUUCUUAAUGACAAAGAGCGGGCUGCAGGGCGUCACAGGGGUAACUUCCUUAAGUGUGACCAGAGAGACCUUGUAACUCCCAAAUGGUACAGGUUUACAGGAGCAGCUGGCUCUCAAAUGCCAACGGCAUGUGUUUCAAAACAUUACUGCGGAACCCAUGCGCCAGGAUGGCUGAGUGGCUCACAUCCAACAAGAGUCGGGCAGGUUGUGAAUGGAAAGGUGUGUUUCCAUUGGGGCUCCAACUGUUGCAAUUGGAAUGCAGCCAUUCAGAUAAAGAAAUGCAACGGAUUCUACGUGUACAAGCUGGCAAGGACACCUGUAUGUUGGCUGAGAUAUUGCGGCAAUGCCGGAUUUGAUCCUUGUAGGACCAGCAGGCCGUGUCAAAAUGGGGCCACAUGUGUCAAUCAGAAUAGUGGUUACAAAUGCCUCUGCAAGCCUGGGUACCAAGGAAUGAACUGCGAACAAGAUGUCAAUGAAUGUCUUAGAAGGCCUUGCCGUAAUGGCGGGACUUGCGAGAACCUAUCGGGAAGCUACAGAUGCAAGUGUAAAACAGGAUAUCUAGGAAAACACUGCGAGAUCGUAUUUGAUGAAUGCAAACAUUACGAGGUUCUCAAUGACAAAGAGCGGGCUGCAGGGCGUCACAGGGGUAACUUCCUUAAGUGUGACCAGAGGGACCUCGUAGCUCCCAAAUGGUACAGGUUUACAGGAGCAGCUGGCUCUCAAAUGCCAACGGCAUGUGUUCCGAAACAUUAUUGCGGAACGCAUGCACCGGGAUGGCUGAGUGGCUCACAUCCAACAAGAGUCGGGCAGGUUGUGAAUGGAAAGGUGUGUUUCCAUUGGGGCUCCAACUGUUGCAAUUGGAAUGCAGCCAUUCAGAUAAAGAAAUGCAAUGGGUUUUACGUGUACAAGCUGACAAGGACACCUGUAUGUUGGCUGAGAUAUUGCGGCAAUGCCGGAUUUGAUCCAUGCAAGGCAAGCAAACCUUGUCAAAAUGGGGCCACCUGUGUUAAUAAGAAUUAUGGAUACACUUGUCUUUGUAAGCCCGGAUACCAAGGGGAGAACUGCGAGCAAGAUAUUGAUGAAUGUCGCACGAGGCCUUGUAGGAAUGGUGGUGCGUGUGAAAAUGUACCAGGAAGCUACAGAUGCAAAUGCAAACCAGGUUUCCUUGGCAAACAGUGCGAGAUUGCUUUCGAUGAAUGCAAACACUACGAGGUUCUCAAUGACAAAGAGCGGGCUGCAGGGCGUCAUAGGGGUAACUUCCUUAAGUGUGACCAGAGGGACCUUGUAACUCCUAAAUGGUACAGGUUUACAGGAGAAGCUGGCUCUCAAAUGCCAACAGCAUGUGUUCCAAAACAUUACUGCGGAACUCAUGCACCAGGAUGGUUGAGUGGCUCACAUCCAACAAGAGUAGGACAGGUUGUCAAUGGGAAGGUGUGUUUCCAUUGGGGCUCCAACUGCUGCAAUUGGAAUGCAGCCAUUCAGAUAAAGAAAUGCAACGGAUUUUACGUGUACAAGCUGACAAGGACACCUGUAUGUUGGCUAAGGUAUUGCGGGAAUUCAGGGUUUGAUCCGUGCAAAGCGAGUAAGCCUUGUCAAAAUGGUGCCACCUGUGUCAACCAGAAUGGAGGUUACACUUGCCUCUGCAAGCCUGGGUACCAAGGAAAGAACUGCGAGCAAGAUGUUAACGAAUGUGUCUCGAAACCUUGCCGUAAUGGUGGAACUUGUGAGAAUAUUCCAGGGAGCUACAGAUGCAAAUGCAAACCAGGAUUUCUUGGCAAGCACUGCGAGAUAGUUUUCGAUGAAUGCAAACAUUAUGAAGUUCUCAAUGACAGAGAGAGGGCUGCUGGAGUUCACAGGGGCAAUAUUGUCAAGUGUGACCAAAGGGACCUUGUAACUCCUAAAUGGUACAGGUUUACAGGAGCAGCUGGCUCUCAGAUGCCAACGGCAUGUGUUCCAAAACAUUACUGCGGAACGCAUGCACCAGGAUGGUUAAGUGGCUCACAUCCAACGAGAGUCGGACAGGUCGUUAACGGGAAAGUGUGUUUCCAUUGGGGCUCCAACUGUUGCAACUGGAAUGCAGCCAUCCAGAUUAAGAAGUGCAACGGGUUUUACGUGUACAAGCUGACGAGGACACCUGUAUGUUGGCUGAGGUAUUGCGGUAACGCGGGGUUUGACCCGUGUAAAGCUAGUAAGCCUUGUCAAAAUGGCGCCACCUGCGUCAACCAGAAUGGUGGUUACACAUGCCUUUGCAAGCCUGGGUACCAAGGAAAGAACUGCGAGCAAGAUGUUAACGAAUGUGUCUCGAAACCUUGCCGUAACGGUGGAACUUGUGAGAAUUUACAGGGUAGCUACAGGUGCAAAUGCAAAUCAGGAUUUCUUGGCAAGCACUGCGAGAUAGUUUUCGAUAACUGCAAACAUUAUGAAGUUCUAAAUGACAGAGAGCGAGCUGCUGGAGUUCCUAGGGGAAAUAUCCUCAAGUGUGACCAGAGGGAUCUGGUAACUCCCAAAUGGUACAGAUUUACCGGAGCAGCGGGCACUCAGAUGCCAACGGCAUGUGUUCCGAAGCAUUACUGCGGAACUCAUGCACCGGGGUGGUUGAGCACUGCGCAUCCAUCGGUAGUCGGGCAAGUUGUCAACGGCAAGGUGUGUUUCCAUUGGGGGUCUAGAUGUUGUAACUGGUACGCGAACAUCCAGAUAAAGAAAUGCAACGGGUUUUAUGUGUACAGGCUGACGAGGACUCCUGUAUGUUGGCUGAGGUUUUGCGGAAAUUCAGGAUUCGACCCAUGUAAAGCAAGCAGGCCUUGCCAAAAUGGAGCUACCUGUGUAAAUAACCAGGAUGGAUACAAAUGCCUUUGUAAGCCUGGCUAUCAAGGGAAAAAUUGCGAGCAAGAUGUCAACGAAUGCUCAACUAGGCCAUGUCUCAACGGUGGAACAUGUCAGAAUUUACCAGGAAGUUACAAAUGCAAUUGCAAACCAGGAUUUUUAGGAAGUCACUGCGAGACAGCGUUUGAUGCAUGUUUGCAUUACGAGACCCUUAGUGACAGGGAAAGAGCUGCAAGUGUCCAUAGAGGAAAUACCUUGAAAUGUGACCAGAGGGACUUAGUAACGCCAAAAUGGUACAGAAUUACAGGGGCGGCAGGCACCAUGAUGCCCACCUCCUGUGUUCCGAAGCAUUACUGCGGAACUCAUGCUCCGGGUUGGCUGAGUACUGCGCAUCCAUCGGUAGUUGGGCAAGUUGUCAAUGGCAAAGUGUGUUUCCACUGGGGGUCGAGAUGCUGUAACUGGCACGCGAACAUCCAGAUAAAGAAAUGCAACGGAUUCUUUGUGUAUAAACUUGCAAGGACUCCAGUGUGUUAUCUCCGCUAUUGUGGCAAUGCAGAAUAUGGCGAGUGUAAAAUAAAUAAACCAUGCAAGAAUGGUGCAACAUGUAUCCAGAGACCAGAUGGGUAUUCUUGCGUCUGUCGUUCAGGUUUUCACGGAAAGCAUUGCGAAAACGACAUCAACGAGUGCCUAACAACUAAGCCGUGCAAAAAUGGCGCCACCUGUAUUAAUAGCAAUGGAGGGUACAGGUGUCUUUGCGUCCCUGGAUUUCAAGGGAAAAAUUGUGAAACAGAUGUGAAUGAAUGUUUAAUAAAUGGCAUAUGUAAGAAUGGAGGAACCUGUAUCAAUACCCAUGGAGGGUAUCGAUGUCAGUGUUUGAAUGGAUACCAAGGGAAGCACUGUGAACAAGAUAUCAACGAGUGCUUAAAAACAAAACCGUGCAAAAAUGGCGCCACUUGUGUCAAUAACAAUGGAGGAUAUAGGUGUCUUUGCGUCCCUGGAUUUCGAGGGAAAAAUUGUGAAACAGAUGUAAAUGAAUGUUUAAUAAACGGCAUAUGUAAGAAUGGAGGUACCUGUAACAAUAUCCGUGGUGGAUAUCGAUGCCAGUGUUUGAGCGGAUACCAAGGGAAGCACUGUGAACAAGAUAUUAACGAGUGCCUAACAACAAAACCGUGUAAAAAUGGCGCCACUUGUGUUAACAGCAAUGGAGGAUACAGGUGUCUUUGUGUCCCUGGAUUUCAAGGGAAACAUUGUGAAACAGAUGUAAAUGAAUGUUUGAUAAGUGGCAUAUGUAAGAAUGGAGGUUCCUGUAUCAAUACCCACGGUGGAUACCGAUGUCAGUGUUUAAGUGGAUACCAAGGGAAGCACUGUGAACUAGAUGUGAAUGAGUGCAUAACGACAAGACCAUGCAAAAAUGGAGCCACCUGUGUUAACAAGAAUGGUGGAUAUGAUUGCUUGUGUGUUCCUGGUUUCAAAGGAAAAAACUGCGAGAGAGAUGUUAAUGAGUGCAUCACUAGACCUUGUUUGAAUGGUGGUACUUGUGUCAAUCAGCGUGGAAGUUACCAAUGCGUUUGCCUGGCGGGAUUUACUGGCAAGCACUGCGAAACCCAGAUAGAUCCAUGUUCGAGUUACGUGAUACUGGACGAGAAGGACCGUGCAGCUGGAAACGAUGCACAAGUAUAUAAGUGCGACCAAAGGGAUAUUGUAACACCAGCUUGGUACCGGUUUUCAGGAGACGCUGGCGAUAAAAUGGCAGACUCCUGUGUUCCUCAGUUGCACUGUGGAACGCAUGCACCGGGGUGGUUGAACGGGGAUCAUCCCAUAAAUGAUGGGGAGGUCAUCGAAAGACAAGUUUGCUUUCAUUGGGGAUCCAGUUGCUGUAAAUGGUCUACUAAAAUAAAGAUAAAAAAGUGUAAAGGUUUCUUUGUGUAUGAGCUUCAAAGAACUCCAGCCUGUCGUCUACGUUACUGUGGAAACUCUAAUUUACCCGUGAACGAGUGCGUCGUUACAAAGCCAUGCAAGAAUGGAGCAACCUGUGUCGAUAUGAAACGUGGAUACCAAUGCCUCUGCGCCCCAGGGUUUACAGGAAAAGACUGUGAACAAGAUGUAGAUGAGUGCUUGAUAAGCGGUCUGUGUAAGAAUGGUGCCACAUGUCAAAACAGCGCGGGUGGAUACCAGUGUAAAUGCCCCAGUGGAUUCAAAGGAAAGCACUGUGACCAAGAUAUCGACGAAUGCGCUACAAAUGACCCAUGUAGAAAUGGUGCCACUUGCAUAAACAUAAUUGGCGGGUUCCAGUGUUCAUGUGCAAGUGGAUUCGAAGGGAAAUAUUGCGAACAAGAUGAGGAUGAGUGCAAGGUGAACCCAUGCAAGAAUAGUGCUACGUGUAUCAAUUUGAUUGGUGGGUUUGAAUGCCAAUGUGUACCCGGCUUUCAAGGAAAGGUAUGCGAACAGGAUAUCGAUGAGUGUCAGGGAGACCCUUGUUUGAACUCUGGCAACUGUUCCAACACACCUGGCAGUUACAAAUGCGAGUGUAUUAGGGGCUUUGAAGGCAAAAACUGUGAAAAUGAUGUAGAUGAGUGUAAAGAGAGUAACCCCUGUCAAAACGGUGGCACGUGUCAAAACAAGAAAGGAACUUACCAUUGCUCUUGCCCGGAUGGAAUUACAGGGUUCAACUGCGAGAUAAAAAUAUCCUUCAAAGAGCUAGGUUGUUAUAGAGACCGGGCCAACGACCGCACGAUGACACUGCUAAAGAACCUACGAAAGUACAUUGACUGGCGCGACAUGUCCAAGACAGUUAAAAACUGCUCUGAGAUUGCGAGAGGCACACCGGGCGUGUACUACUUUGCGAUUCAAUAUUACGGAGAGUGUUUCGGUGCGCCACCGGGGACCAAAUAUGAUAAAUUUGGCGAAGCAUCCAAUUGCUGGUCCGGUGUGGGAGGAGCAAACAGCAACUACGUUUACACCUUAUAUUAAAGACCGUAAGAGAAACGAGGCAAUGAAGAGCUUAUCUACAGAUGGUACUUACUUUAAAGCUUACGAAAAAUGUUAUGAACAAAGAUAUCACCAUUAAAAUGAAUGAUUAA